Sesamum indicum (sesame) is the source of this 2632-nucleotide messenger RNA. RefSeq names its product adagio protein 1. Gene Ontology annotation, biological process: response to blue light; circadian rhythm. Lineage: Eukaryota; Viridiplantae; Streptophyta; Magnoliopsida; Lamiales; Pedaliaceae. Gene Ontology annotation, molecular function: protein binding. The record is from RefSeq and is a predicted model, not a curated record. Gene Ontology annotation, cellular component: SCF ubiquitin ligase complex; cytosol; nucleus.
UAUGUUUGCAAAAGUCAAAAGAAAAAAAGAAAAGAGGCGUCGUAACGUUAUCUUCCUCAGUCCAGGUAAGAUAUAUAUAUAACCACCAUUCACCAUACCAGCAAUUUUCAUUUUCCCCAUUUUGUCCCUGAAGGCGGUGUGUUGUGCAGAACAUUCUCUCUAGAUUGGUCCCUCUGUUUUUUUCUUGCUAAAACUAACCCCCUAAACGCUAAACCCAUCAUCUCGUCCACUCAUUUCCCACCCUGAAAACCCAAUUUCUGCCAACCCUAGACCCCUGAAUUAUUUGCUGCUGUAUUGUUUGAUUUUGUUAUGGGGUGAGAGAGAGCUGUGUUUUAUCGGAACUGAGGUGUGAUGGAGUGGGAUAGUAACUCGGAGUCUGAUCUGAGCGGCGCCGAGGAGGAGGAGGAGGAGGAGGAGGAGGUUGGAGAAGGGUUAGGGUUUUUGUUGAGGAAGAGUGGUGGAGGACAACUGCCGUUCCCUGUGGACACGCUGCUGCAACCCGCGCCGUGUGGGUUUGUUGUUGCGGAUGCUUUGGAGCCGGACCAUCCCAUUAUUUACGUUAAUUCCGUGUUUGAGAUGGUUACUGGGUAUCGGGCGGAGGAAGUUCUUGGACGUAAUUGCCGUUUCUUGCAAUGCAGAGGCCCAUUUGCCAAGAGAAGACAUCCUCUUGUGAAUCCGACAGUAGUUGCUGAAAUAAGAAGAUGCCUCGAGGAAGGGAUUGAGUUUGAGGGGGAGUUAUUGAACUUCAGAAAAGAUGGAUCUCCACUGAUGAAUAGGUUGCGUAUGACCCCAAUAUACGGUGAUGAUGAAACAAUAACACAUGUAAUUGGCAUACAAGUUUUUAAAGAAGCAAAUCUUGAUCUAGGCCCACUUCCAGGAUCCUCUGCCAAGGAAUCUGUAAGAGCAUCUGAUAGGUUUAGAUUUAAUAUUUCUCCUAUUGGAGUAACUUCAGACGGGAUUAGGAGUGUCAGCCGUGGGGUUUGUGGAAUAAUGCAGUUAAGUGAUGAAGUUCUUGCUCUCAAGAUACUUUCACGAUUGACACCGAGGGAUAUUGCAUCUGUUGGCUCUGUUUGUCGCCGGCUAUAUGAGCUAACAAAAAAUGAAGACCUUUGGCUAAUGGUAUGUCAAAAUGCUUGGGGUAGUGAAACAACUCGGGUGCUAGAGACUGUGCCUGGUGCUAAAAGAUUAGGGUGGGGUAGAUUGGCAAGAGAACUUACGACCCUUGAAGCCGCAGCAUGGAGGAAAUUAACAGUUGGAGGUGCAGUUGAACCCUCUCGCUGCAAUUUCAGUGCAUGUGCUGUUGGGAACCGUGUGGUUCUUUUUGGCGGCGAAGGUGUCAACAUGCAACCCAUGAACGAUACUUUUGUAUUGGACCUGAACUCAACUAAUCCAGAGUGGCAACAUGUCAAAGUGAGCUCUCCUCCUCCUGGCCGUUGGGGCCACAAUCUUUCUUUUCUUGUUGGUUCUCAUCUUGUCCUGUUUGGGGGUUGCGGGAGACAAGGCCUACUCAAUGAUGUCUUUGUGUUGGACUUGGAUGCCAAACAUCCUACUUGGCGAGAAAUCUCCAGCUUGGCUCCACCACUUCCUAGAUCUUGGCAUAGCUCAUGCACUCUUGAUGGCACUAAGCUUAUAGUCUCUGGUGGUUGUGCAGAUUCUGGAGUGCUUUUGAGUGACACCUUCUUGCUUGAUCUGUCUAUGGAGAAACCUGUGUGGCGAGAGAUACCUGUUGCGUGGACUCCGCCUUCGCGUUUGGGGCACACAUUAUCCGUUUAUGGUGGAAGGAAAAUUUUGAUGUUUGGAGGUCUUGCCAAAAGUGGUCCUUUACGGUUCCGUUCUAGCGAUGUUUUCACCAUGGAUCUGAGUGAGGAGGAACCCGGUUGGAGAUGUGUUACGGGAAGUGGGAUGCCCGGUGCAGGAAAUCCUGGCGGCAUGGCUCCUCCUCCUCGACUCGAUCAUGUGGCAGUGAGUCUUCCUGGUGGCAGAAUCCUUGUUUUUGGUGGCUCUGUGGCUGGCCUUCACUCUGCUUCCCAGCUCUACAUACUUGAUCCCACUGAAGAGAAGCCAACGUGGAGGAUCCUAAAUGUACCUGGGCGACCUCCAAGAUUUGCAUGGGGACACAGUACAUGCAUUGUUGGUGGGACAAGAGCUAUAGUUCUUGGAGGUCAAACUGGAGAAGAGUGGAUGCUCAGUGAGAUUCACGAACUAUCGUUAGCAAGCUCUGUUGUAUGAGCAAGAAUGACAACAAUUUGGGAAUUUCUAUGUGAAAAGCCAUUCUUUUGAAUUCAAGAAAUUGACACCGUCCAGAGCAACCAUUUUACUUAGAGACCGUUUCUACAUUCUGGAAAUGCUCUACCUGCGCUGCUGUAACAGCCCAUGUGCACGAUCAAAAAUGGUACAUAAAUUUCUACUUUCCGUGUAGCGCUCAUGGGAACACUCGAGCUAAUAGCUCUCUCUAGGCUGCUAGACUUGGUAGAAUUGUAGGGUAUGAUAUAUAUAUAUAUAUAGCUUAGUUACAUCAUGUUUUGUGUGUUGUGCUUCAGUUUCUGUAAGUUGAAACUUGGGAGAAACACAACAGAAAAGAUUAGUGAGAAAUGUGUGUAUGCUUUACAAUGUUUUUGGUUCUUUCCCUUUA